UUAACCGGGUUGUACCGAAACUACUCAAACCAGUAAGAGCCAUUGAUUGGGAAGAACGAUUGGGAAGAACGAUAGCCACGUAAGAUUCAUCUUCUCUGAUGGCAGGAAGAUAACAAACAUUGAAGAAGAAGCAAAGAGAGAAGAGAGAGAAAGAUGAGAGCUCUAACAUGGACGGGAUUAGCGCCGCGAUCAACGGUGCUAUUCCGGACGACGACUUCGACGGUUACCUCACGACGGAUUAGUCUUCGGAGAGAUCGCGUCUGUGUUAGAGCCAUUGCGUCGUCUUCAAGCGCGGCGGUUUCAGGCGUAGAAGCGGUAGAAUUGGUAGAGAUAGGAGAGAGAAGCAAGAAAUGGAAGUGGAAAGGAGAAUAUUCCGUCAACUACUUCGUGAAAGAUUCGCCGGAGGAAGUUACUCCGGCGAGUCAAACUGUUCUUUUGGUUCAUGGCUUUGGCGCUUCAAUUCCUCACUGGCGAAGGAACAUAAAUGCUCUGUCUAAAAACCAUACAGUGUAUGCGAUUGAUCUACUUGGGUUUGGUGCUUCCGACAAGCCACCUGGUUUUAGCUAUACAAUGGAGUCAUGGGCUGAAUUGAUACUCAACUUCUUGGAAGAAGUGGUUCAGAAACCGACGAUUUUGAUUGGAAACUCUGUUGGAAGCCUUGCUUGUGUCAUUGCCGCCUCAGAAACAGAAUCACAACAAGAUCUUGUGAAAGGUCUUGUUCUAUUGAACUGUGCUGGUGGUAUGAACAAUAAAGCCGUGUUUGAUGACUGGAGAAUCAAGCUGCUGAUGCCUUUACUCUUGCUUAUCGACUUUUUACUAAAGCAAAGAGGAAUUGCUUCUGCACUCUUCAACCGCGUAAAAGACAAGGAAAAUCUGAAGAACAUCUUGACAAAUGUUUAUGGGAACAAGGACAAUGUAGAUGAUACGCUUGUAGAGAUCAUCGCUGGACCAGCAAAUACCGAAGGUGCGCUAGAUGCAUUUGUUUCAAUCCUAACGGGUCCACCAGGACCAAACCCGAUUAAGCUGAUUCCGGAAAUAACCAAACCGGUUCUUGUCUUAUGGGGAGACCAAGAUGGACUAACCCCUCUCGACGGUCCAGUAGGUAAGUACUUCGCAUCCCUUCCGGAUGAGUUACCUAACUUCAACCUCUAUGUUCUACAAGGCGUUGGACAUUGCCCACAAGAUGAUCGCCCCGAUCUUGUCCACGAGCGUCUCCUUCCAUGGUUGGCUCAACUUACUUCCACCUAGUUUUGAUUUGUUUGGCGGUGUACACUUGUUUAUAAAUGUUUAUGUGCGACUUUUUGGAAAAAAAGACAGCAUCAAAAUAGUAUCAUGAUUAACGGUAGAGCACAGAGAUUAGUUACCAAGUUCUUGACACAUAAUUCGUGGUGUCUAAAUGUACCAAGUUUGUAAGCAAGUCGGAGAGUUUGUAAGUUGGUCAAAGAGUUUUUUCUU
Messenger RNA from Camelina sativa (false flax), 1455 nucleotides. RefSeq lists its product as uncharacterized. Gene Ontology annotation, cellular component: chloroplast. Gene Ontology annotation, molecular function: chlorophyllase activity. The record is from RefSeq and is a predicted model, not a curated record. NCBI's taxonomy places the organism in Eukaryota, Viridiplantae, Streptophyta, Magnoliopsida, Brassicales, Brassicaceae. Gene Ontology annotation, biological process: chlorophyll metabolic process.